AACCCGAACCACCUAAAGAGCCUGAACCAAAAGAACCCGAACCACCUAAAGAGCCUGAACCAAAAGAACCCGAACCACCUAAAGAGCCUGAACCAAAAGAACCCGAACCACCUAAAGAGCCUGAACCAAAAGAACCCGAACCACCUAAAGAGCCUGAACCAAAAGAACCCGAACCACCUAAAGAGCCUGAACCAAAAGAACCCGAACCACCUAAAGAGCCUGAACCAAAAGAACCCGAACCACCUAAAGAGCCUGAACCAAAAGAGCCAGAACCACCGAAAGAGCCUGAACCAGCACCACCGAAAGAACCUGAACCAGCACCACCUAAAGAGCCUGAAACACCAAAAGAGCCAGAACCUGAACCACCGAAAGAGCCUGAACCACCAAAAGAACCUGAACCUGAACAACCAAAAGUACCUGAACCCAAACUUCCAAAAAAACCCAAAUGUGAUAAACAUGCUAAAAAAGAAACUAAAAGACCACGUUCGAAAUAA
Molecule: messenger RNA, 494 nt
Organism: Funneliformis caledonium
Lineage: Eukaryota; Fungi; Glomeromycota; Glomeromycetes; Glomerales; Glomeraceae
Source: the annotation of a GenBank genome assembly